Ambispora gerdemannii is the source of this 754-nucleotide messenger RNA. The record is from the annotation of a GenBank genome assembly. NCBI's taxonomy places the organism in Eukaryota, Fungi, Glomeromycota, Glomeromycetes, Archaeosporales, Ambisporaceae.
AUGUAUCAACGUCAUUCUAAAUAUCAUCCCUUGUUACCACCCUUACUCCUACUCCCAAGUUUUCCACAAGCAUCGAUUAAUAGAAAACAAACACAGAUGGUAGUUGGAAUAGGUGACUUCCACCCCUACCCCUAUCCAAUAUCGAUUAAUAGAAAACAAACACAGAUGGUAGUUGGAAUAGAUUUUGGAAUAACAGAAAGUGGCUUCGCAUUUUGUCCUCGACCUUUAAAUAAUGAACAAAUAAAUGUUAAUACUAUUGAAAUAAAUUCUACAUGGGCUGGACAUUAUGGAAAUUUCAAGACUAAUACUGCAUUACAGUAUGACAGUAACUGGAAUGUCACGAAUUGGGUUAUCCAGCACUUUGGAAAACAAAAGUUUCAUUUAUUCGAUAUCCCCGAAGAUGAAAAGCCACUUUUACCGCCCGGAUUAAAUUAUCAGAAAGCAAUCGCGGAUUAUUUUCGUGAACUGGGAAAAUCGAUCAAAGCAAAAUUGGAGCAAAAUUGGCCACAACUUGAUUUCUACAAUGAUGUUGAAAUAGUAAUGACUGUGCCUGUGGACUUCUCUGGAAACGCAAAAACCAUUAUGCGAAUAUCGAAAGCAGCAGCGAUAUAUUGUCUACAUUACGUUAAUAAUUAUCAAUUAAGAGAUCACGAGCCGUAUAUGAUUGUGGACUGUGGAGGUGGUAUAGUGGAUUUAACAACACGAACGUUAUUGCCAGGAAAACAAAUCAGUGAAGUUACUAUGCGUACAGGGG